Messenger RNA from Saccharomyces paradoxus, 1365 nucleotides. RefSeq names its product bleomycin hydrolase (gene LAP3). Lineage: Eukaryota; Fungi; Ascomycota; Saccharomycetes; Saccharomycetales; Saccharomycetaceae. Gene Ontology annotation, cellular component: cytoplasm. Gene Ontology annotation, molecular function: cysteine-type aminopeptidase activity. Gene Ontology annotation, biological process: proteolysis; response to toxic substance; L-homocysteine catabolic process. The transcript has a single exon. The coding region runs from base 1 to 1365 and encodes 454 amino acids. The record is from RefSeq and is a predicted model, not a curated record.
AUGUCCUCUUCCAUCGAUAUCAGCAAGAUCAACUCUUGGAACAAAGAGUUUCAAUCUGACUUAACCCAUCAAUUAGCAACUACAGUUCUCAAGAACUAUAAUGCUGAUGAUGCUCUGUUGAACAAGACUAGACUGCAGAAACAAGAUAAUAGGGUCUUCAACACCGUUGUCUCCACCGAUUCCACUCCAGUUACCAACCAAAAAAGCUCUGGUAGAUGUUGGUUGUUUGCCGCUACCAAUCAAUUGCGCUUGAAUGUUCUUUCUGAAUUGAACCUAAAAGAAUUUGAAAUAUCUCAGGCUUACUUGUUCUUUUACGACAAGUUGGAGAAGGCCAACUAUUUCUUGGACCAAAUCGUCUCCUCAGCUGACCAGGAUGUCGAUUCACGUCUAGUGCAAUACUUAUUAGCUGCCCCAACAGAAGAUGGUGGCCAGUAUAGCAUGUUUUUGAACUUAGUCAAGAAGUACGGUCUUAUCCCUAAAGAUUUAUACGGGGAUUUGCCUUAUUCUACCACUGCGUCCAGAAAAUGGAAUUCUCUGUUGACUACUAAGCUAAGAGAAUUUGCCGAGACUCUAAGAACAGCUUUGAAAGAGCGCUCUGCUGACGAUUCCAAAAUUGUCACUCUGAGAGAGCAAAUGCAAAGAGAAAUCUUCAGAUUGAUGUCGUUGUUCAUGGACAUACCUCCAGUACAACCAAACGAACAAUUCACUUGGGAGUACGUUGACAAAGACAAGAAAAUUCACACUGUCAAAUCAACUCCAUUAGAAUUUGCAUCCAAAUACGCAAAAUUGGACGCUUCCACGCCAGUUUCAUUAAUCAACGAUCCAAGACACCCAUAUGGUAAGUUAAUUAAGAUCGAUCGUUUGGGCAAUGUCCUUGGCGGCGAUGCCGUGAUUUAUUUGAAUGUUGACAAUGAGACACUAUCGAAAUUGGUUGUCAAGAGAUUACAAAAUAAUAAAGCUGUCUUCUUCGGAUCUCACACUCCAAAAUUUAUGGACAAGAAAACCGGUGUCAUGGAUAUCGAAUUGUGGAAUUAUCCUGCCAUCGGCUAUAACUUAUCUCAGCAAAAGGCAUCGCGUAUCAAAUACCAUGAAAGUUUGAUGACUCAUGCUAUGUUGAUCACUGGUUGCCACGUCGAUGAAACGUCUAAAGUACCACUUCGCUACCGCGUUGAAAAUUCCUGGGGUAAAGAUUCUGGUAAAGACGGUUUGUACGUGAUGACCCAACAGUAUUUUGAGGAGUACUGUUUCCAAAUCGUAGUCGACAUCAAUGAAUUGCCGGAAGAGUUAGCUUCAAAAUUCACUUCAGGAAAAGAAGAACCCAUUGUGUUGCCCAUCUGGGAUCCAAUGGGUGCUUUGGCCAAAUAA